Messenger RNA from Zygotorulaspora mrakii, 1806 nucleotides. RefSeq lists its product as uncharacterized. Gene Ontology annotation, biological process: transmembrane transport. NCBI's taxonomy places the organism in Eukaryota, Fungi, Ascomycota, Saccharomycetes, Saccharomycetales, Saccharomycetaceae. The coding region runs from base 1 to 1806 and encodes 601 amino acids. The transcript has a single exon. Gene Ontology annotation, molecular function: transmembrane transporter activity. The record is from RefSeq and is a predicted model, not a curated record.
AUGGUGCAUAAAACUUUGACGUUUAAGGAACAGAUGAAUGGUUUCCCAUGGCGACAGUUGCUGGCAGUAUCGAUUGUUAGAGUCAGCGAACCUAUUGCAUUCACAUCACUGUUCCCAUAUGUAUAUUUUAUGGUCAAGGAUUUCCAUAUCGCGCCAGAUGAUGCGCAAGUGUCGAAGUAUUCCGGUUAUCUCUCAUCGUCAUUUGCGCUGUGUCAAGUGCUAUCGGCGUACUACUGGGGUUCGUUUUCAGAACGACACGGCAGAAAGUUAGCAUUGAUCCUUGGACUCAUGGGCUCAAUCGUUUCUUUACUGAUACUUGGGUUUUCCCGUAAUUUCUACCAAGCCAUGUUGGCCAGGAUAUUGAUGGGGCUGUUGAAUGGAAAUGUUGGGGUGAUUAGAACAAUGAUUGGAGAAAUUGCGACCGAGAGAAGGCAUCAGGCGUUAGCGUUCAGUACAAUGCCUCUGCUUUUUCAACUGGGUUCCAUAAUUGGUCUUAUGAUUGGUGGAUACCUUGUGUUUCGACCCACAGGCAGCUCCGGCGAUUAUAUCCCAAAAUGGGUGCCACAUUGCCUCAAAGCAGUUGUGCGGUCGUACCCCUACGCACUGCCGAAUUUAGUGGUUACGUCUUUCUUGUUCAUUGGACUGGUCAAUGCUGCGCUGUUCUUAGAAGAGACUCAUCCUGUGAAGAAAUUGAGACGGGAUUACGGGGUGGAAUUGGGCGAUUACAUAAGAACCAAGAUUUUCGGGCUGAAGCCCAUCUUGAGGCCUUGGCAGAGACAUGAGGACACUGACUCUGUAGGUACAACCGCGGAAGUGGAACCGACAGCAGAGUCGAUGACAACAGAGCCGACAGAAACAAGCCAGUUGUUGCAAGACGAUAACAGCUCCUGUGACAGCAUUCCGUCAAUACCGCAUACUUUGACAAGAAGACAAUCUAUAGCGUUGAUAAGGACCUAUUCCUCGUACGAACCCACCGAUUUAAACAAGUCGGAAAGAAUCUCCGCAGAUGAUGGCUGUAGUGAAUUGAGUAUUUGGCAUCAUGUUUUUCAUACAAAAGUUUUUUAUCCAAUUUCUGUUAAUUUCAUAAUGUCCUUACAUCUGACGGUUUACAGUGAAUUUUUGCCGGUAUUUUUAGCUUAUGAUUUAGAAAAGGACCCACAAAAUCCACACCAAUUAGCUUCAAAGUUUCCUUGGAAAAUAUCGGGCGGUAUAAGUUAUCUUCCUCAGCAAACAGGUACUCUGCUAUCUACCACUGGUAUAUUUGGAGUAUUUGUUGUCAUUUUCAUCUUCCCAAUAGUUGAUAGAAAGUUUGACUGUUUAAAGAUAUUUAGAAGCUUGGUUCUAUUAUAUCCAAUUAUCUAUGUCAUGGUCCCCUACGUUAUUUUUCUACAACAAGAAAACAUACCAAAGUGGUGGACCAGUGUCUACUUGUAUUUUAUAACAGGCACUAAGACAUUAUGUGGCGCUCUAACGUUUCCACAAAUCAUGCUUUUAAUCCAUAACUCAAGUCCAUUGAGCUGCAGAGCAGUAAUAAAUGGUGCUACUAUAAGUAUAAGUGCAGCUGCACGGUUUAUUGGUCCGUUGAUUUGGGGCUUCCUAAUCUCUUGGUCUGAGGAAAAAGAUGUGGCAUGGGUUAGUUGGUGGUCCCUCGGUCUGAUAUGUAUGAUUGCGUUAUACCAGAGCUAUAAGAUAGAACCUCUCAAUGAUUAUGAGGAUAUCACUGUAGAAAGAGAAGAUCAAACUAGCCGGCAAUUUUCGCACAAAUUGCGUCGCUCAAGCUUAAACAGUCUCGCAAACAGAAGAUAA